CUCCCCCCACCCCCGCCUAAAAGAUAAAAUUACUAGAUCUAAAAAUAAAGCAGUGGUUAAAAACUCCCCCCACCCCUUCCCAUUUCUCUCUCUCUUACUGUGUGUUUGCGUUUGACAAAGAAAUUAUUUGAACUUCCCUCUGCCUCAUAAAAAGGAAGCAGAAUAGCAGUUUUGACAUAUGGAUGUGAUUUUUCUGCUCUGAGACAGAUGCACACACAAAACAAACAGCACCAGGAACUGCUGCUCUGACUGAACUGGGUGUUGGUGCUCCCUUCACAUGGACUCUUUCUCUACAUUUCUGAAACUGCAUAGAUUUCCAGCCAUGAGAAAGCGAAGCAAAGGACUGGGCUUUCUUGUCAUGUGCCUCUCUGGCUAAAACUGUGGAAACAAACAAGCAAAUAAAAAAAAAAGCUGGGAAGGAAGAAAAAUAAAAGAAAAAAAAAUCAUCUGCAGCUGGAUCCCUGGAAGAUCCUUCGUCCUUCUACUUCCCUUAGAGAUCGUGGAUGCUGCAAUAAGUCUCUUGGAUAUGGGAUCAUAUUUGGUUUAUCACAGCCUGGGUUUGAUCCUCUGCUGCUCGGUGUUGAGUUCUGUCUAUGCUCUGGUGGAUGCUGACGAUGUCAUCACCAAAGAGGAGCAGAUCUUCCUGCUGAUAAAAGCCAAGUCCAAGUGCGAGCGCCACCUGAAAGUCAAGGUGCAAGAUGGUUUCUGUCUGCCCGAGUGGGACGGCAUUGGCUGCUGGCCCGAAGGCAUGCCCGGCAAAGUGGUGGCCAUGCCGUGUCCUGAGUACAUCUAUGACUUCAACCACAAAGGCCACGCCUAUCGGCGGUGUGACCUGAAUGGGAGCUGGGAGCUGGUGCCAGGCAACAACCGCACCUGGGCGAAUUACAGCGAAUGCGCCAAGUUCCUCACCAACGAAACCAGGGAGAUGGAGGUCUUUUAUCGCCUCUAUUUGAUUUAUACUGUUGGAUACUCCAUCUCUCUGGGAUCCCUGACAGUUGCUGUCCUUAUCCUGGGAUACUUCAGGCGUUUGCACUGCACAAGGAACUACAUCCACAUGCACCUGUUUGUCUCCUUCAUGCUGAGAGCGGUCAGCAUCUUUGUGAAGGACGCGGUCCUGUACUCCGGGUCAGCUCUGGAGGAGAUGGAGCAUCUGCCUGAAGAAGACUUCAUGUCCGUUACCGAGGUCCCCACCGCGGAUAAGUCGCAGUUUAUGGGCUGUAAGGUCAUCGUCACCUUCUUCCUGUACUUCCUGGCAACCAAUUACUACUGGAUCCUGGUGGAAGGGCUCUAUCUCCACAGCCUCAUCUUCAUGGCCUUUUUCUCUGAGAAGAAGUAUCUGUGGGGCUUCACGCUGUUUGGCUGGGGACUCCCUGCUGUAAUUGUCACAGUGUGGGCCAGUGUGAGGGCCAAUCUAGCAGACACAGAGUGUUGGGACUUGAGUGCCAGCAAUUUACAAUGGAUAUUUCAGGUGCCCCUCCUGGUAGCUAUUGUGGUAAAUUUUAUUCUUUUUAUCAAUAUUAUCCGAGUCCUAGCAACCAAGCUACGGGAGACAAACGCAGGGAGGUGCGAUACGAGACAACAGUACAGGAAGCUGCUGAAAUCUACGCUUGUCCUUAUGCCUCUGUUUGGAGUUCACUAUAUAGUUUUCAUGGCUUUGCCAUAUACAGAGGUAUCAGGGAUUCUUUGGCAAGUUCAAAUGCACUAUGAAAUGCUGUUCAACUCUUUCCAGGGAUUUUUUGUUGCCAUCAUAUACUGUUUUUGCAAUGGAGAGGUUCAAGCCGAAAUAAAGAAGUCAUGGAGCAGGUGGACGUUAGCCCUUGACUUUAAAAGAAAAGCACGAAGUGGGAGCACAACCUAUAGCUAUGGACCCAUGGUCUCCCAUACCAGCAUCACUAAUGUAACCACCAGAGGGGCCCUCGCCUUACAUCUCAAUACGAGACUUGUACCGGGUGCCCUCAACGGACACCGAAAUUUGCCGGGCUAUGUCAAAAAUGGCUCCAUUUCUGAAAACUCCAUGCCUUCUUCUGGGCCAGAGCAGUACAACAAAGAAGAGGAGUACCUGAAUGGCUCUGGACUUUAUGACGGAGACAGACCCAUGGUACUUGUUGAAGAAGAAAGAGAGACAGUGAUGUAAAGAAAGAAGAAGAAGAAGAUAUUUCCCAGAGAGCAUUUAGUGGGCAAAAGAAUGCCAGGCCACAAAUCAGAUGCCAAAGGUUUUCAUACAGUUUCUCUGUUCUGUGGAACAAGAGGUCAAGUUAUCUGGGAAAAGUGGACCACAGAUGUGGCCAGCUAUUGAUCACACACAUUUACGUAGUGGUCUAGUCUCCAAGGUGUGAAUGAAGGCAGUCUUCUCCAGACCCACGGUCCUUGUGACCUGUUGAACAACGGGGCUAUUCAGAGUUUACAAGGGGACGUACAAAUGAUACUCUGUAGUUUCACCUCUCGGAGAGUGUCCACGGCACAAAGAUGCAGGGAAUUCAACCAAGUGAAACGAGACAGUCUGGUGAGGAAUGUGACACGCCAUUUUUUUUCAGUGGUGCAAGCUGUCCCGGGGUGUUGCCAUCACUGCUUGGUUGGGUUUGGUUUUCUCAUUCAUUUUAAAGAAGCCUAGCCGUCCUACAAUCACCCACACCAGACUGGCUGAGUCCCACUGGCCAUGUCUGCCAGUUCAAGAACACAGCACGGACAGCUCUGGUGUUUCAUGGUUUUGCCCCUUCGUUAUAAAACCCAACCCCCUGGGGUCAUUGUGUGCAAGUUCCCUGCCGGAGGGGCCUUAAUUCUGAUUCCUUGAUGAUGCAGCAUGCUUUUGUGAUAAAUGACUCCCAGCUACUGGAUGCGAGUUCCGACUGGGCUUCCCGUUCUCCUACCCAGAGCCCAAGCGACAAGAGGAGCCAGUACAACCCUAGGAUUAAAAUGCAAGUAUCAGAAUGUAAUGCAUUAGCUUGGCCACUCUUAGAAAGAAGCCCAUUCUGUCUGCUUCUAAGUGGGUCGAGAUGGAAAGGAAAGUUUGCAGCUGCCUUGGUGUGUGUAUGUGCAUCCAUAAAGCCAACUCAAACCUUUUCUUUCUUUUCUUUUUGGAAUUUCAGGAAAAUUGACUUUUUAAAAAAAAAAUCUUUAAAUUAUUUUUCGUUUUCACCUCUGCAUUUCCUGCUUCCUAUUGGGUCUGGGCAGGCCAAACUAUCCUGAGGGACUGUUGUUGCAGUAUUCCCAUCUCAGCCGGGAGCAGGAAGGAGCGGGAAUUGGACAGACAGCCUGUUCUCAUGAGAUAUGCCGGCCAGUUUUGCAUAGCCAAGGCAUUGAGCAUUGGCCUGCUAAACCCAGGGUUGUGAGUUCAGUCCUUGAGAGGGCCACUUAGGGAUCUGGGGCAAAAAUCAGUACUUGGUCCUGCUAGUGAAGGCAGGGGGCUGGACUCAAUGACCUUUCGAGGUCCCUUCCAGUUCUAGGAGAUUGGUAUAUCUCCAAUUAUUACCGGUACAUUACUAUUUGGAUACUUCGGAAUUCCAGACUUCUGGGUGCACUGCCGAACUUGCCAGAUUUUUUGUGGUUUGACCAUCAAGAACACACACGCAUGUAGGGUGGGCCUUAUACUCAGCUGGUGGAAGUGGUUGUAUGGUUGCAGCUCCACUGAGGUCACUGAAACUACCUAUUGAGAACGAGUAUCUGGACAUCACAGUGAUGGGCCAAAAAGGGGAAACUGUAAGAUAGAGUCUGUGUGAAUGGCAGGAAAAGGGAUCAGGGAUAUAUUUUCACAAUCUACCAUUUCCCUUGCUGGUAGAUUCUGUUGAUGUCCUGCUGUCACCAUGGAAGUACGUGGUGGUGAUGUUCCACCACACAUGGUACUUUUAUCUGACUUGCCUGCUAAGCGGCAGUCAAGUGGUAAAAUCCAGGGGCUAGACCUUUGGCUGCUGAAAAUUGGCAUAGCUUCCUUCAAGCCAUUUCACACCAGCUGAGCGUAUUGCUUUGUGUCUCUGUAGAUGCCAUGAUUUAGAGCCACGAGGUGAUAAUGACAGAGCUGCCAUUCCAGUGUGCCAUUCUUCAGAGCCUCUCAGGGGGAAAUCUGGCUGAGGCAGGCUAAAUUCCUUCUUGGGCUCCCAAUGCCCCAAGGCGAGCUGUGGUUUCUCAAGCCUCGAUCCAGCCCAUAAUAGUACAUUUUGGAAGUGCUUCCGGUACGUGAAUCGUGUUGGCCCCAUAUAGGAAUCAUCUGGCUGCAGUCAAAACAUAGACAGAAAGAGGUGGUGUGGCCAGGUGCAAUGAUGCUGUGGGGACUCAAGGAUGCGCCUAUCAGAUAAUCAGCUCUCUGUCCUGCUCUUUCGCAGCUGAGCUAGUGAAGCCUGCUGACUUCAGAGACAUAUCCAUGCCACCAGAGAUGGACUACUGAAUCCGCUGCUCCUCUCAGGGCUUAAGACCUUCAUUCCCAAAGCUCCUAGCCUGGUGGAGCCUGGUGGGGGGACCCUGAGAAGAGCAGCUGGUAUCUUGACUCCACCUCAAGUGUCCUGUACCUGCCUUUGCACCACCUCUCAGGUUAACACCUGAUCCAAAGCCUGACCAAGCCCGUGGAAAGACUUCCAUUGACUUUGCUGGGCUUCAGAUCAGAACCUGGGAUGGGGAUUGUGGUGACCAAGAGGGCGCCACCCCAGGGCUCUGAAGGAACUGUACUCCCCAUUUCAGGUAUAAAUGAGGCAAAUGUCGGAAGGUGACAAUAUUUAUUUUUGAUGUUUGUUUUUGUUUUGUGUGGUUAGAAUAAGUCCAAAUAUUCUUAGCAAUUUACCACCGAAUGGCAGCUAUUGAAAUGUCAGGUCUCCAAAGGGUGAAUCGGUUUGGUUGUGGGUUAUUUUUUUUUUAAUAAAUACUAUGCAGAAAUUAAGUAAUCUUGCAAGGAAAAAUGGAUGGACUGAGUGAAAUUCUGGCGCUGAGAGCAAGCCAACAUUGCAGAAAUCUGGGUCUGUCUGAAGCACUCACUGCUUGCAUCUUAGCCAUAGAUGCUGGCAUAGCCUCUGGAGGGACUUGGAGGAAGCGGAAGUUAUUGCCAGUCAGCCGUCAGCUAAACACUUGAGUUAUUUAGCAUCCCAUUCAGCCGAGCUGCCGAUGUGUAAUCCCAAUUCAAGAGAGAGAUGCAUUAAGUAUGCUGGCUCUGGCUUUCCAACCCUUGCAUGGAUCCUUUCGAUCUGCCCCCCUCCAAUCCCCAAUGGACAUGUGUUGUGCUUAAAACCUACCAAGUGGACGCUCGACCCUUGUGACUGUAUCACUCAAAGAAAGAAAUUACUUAGCAACGUUUCCUUACUGGUGAUUCAUUAUUUACUCAUGUUUGCUGAAGACAGCUCGAGGUUAAUAACGUGUUUGGAAAUCAUUUAGCAAAGUUCAAGUAAUUAAUGAGAGCUAUGAAAUUAAUUUAUUUGUAAAGACAAGGUGUAUAAUAAAUAAAUGUAAAUUUGUCACUGGAUUUAAUUACCAGAACCUGCUGUCAGUUGCUAAACGUGACCAAAAAUUACAUGGAGAUGGGGAGGGAAAUCUAUUCUUGAUCAUUUCCAACACAAAUGGUAUGUAAUGAUAAGUAAUUUUUUUUCCUUUGAGUGUUCAUAUGCAUGAACAGAAUUGCAUGUAAGAAUUAAGAACAUAAAAAAUGGAAUUUGUCUGGUUUUAAAGCGAAUCAUACUGUAUUGUUGUUGAAUCCUAUUCAAAUCCUACCUGUGCUGAAAGCAAGAGUUGCAGAGAACUGAUGGUGGAGUCUAUAGGGCCUGAUACAAUAACAAAUGAAGUAGGUGGAAGGUGCGCUUUGGAUUGAGCCUAUGUUAUCUUGCAAAGGGGAAGAGGAGAAGGAGCCUCCAAAAUUGAGCGUUGUGAUCAACUUUGGAGAUAUCGCAGUUGGAUUAUGGCCCAAAUUCAUCUUUGGUGCACAACUGCAAUGAGAGGCUGAAUUUGAGCUUGUACAAAUUGGGGUGAUAAUCUGGUGAAAAGGCUCGUUCUUCUCUGGCGUUUCUGGUGGCCACCGCUAGCACUGCAAGACUAUCCUUCCUUGCUCUGUCACCAUGUCUAGUUCGGGUCAGAUACUGGAUGCCAGGGGGGAAAAUACCUAAGGUCUUCAGAACCACAAAAAUCAAAAUAAGCUUGUCUAGAGUUCAAUUCUAGGAUGCUUCCAAGGGAGAACAGUUGUCCUCCUUUUUAUCUGUGCCAGCUUGCACUCCUCCCUGAUGUUUGUUCUGUGAUGUCUUAUUUGUCGGCUUAGCCAUGUUGAAAAAUGAUCUGCAGCAUUGAGACCAUUCAGGUUUCUCUUCAAUCUCAUGUUCAAAAGUUUUGUUCUUGUUUCCAGCUGGCUCCCUGCUCCCUUCCUUCCCAUCAACAGCCAUGCAAUCUGAGCUCUUCACUGUUUAAUCUACCUCCUCUCUGAAAUACACAGAGAUGUUGCUCUUCCCUUCCUUGUGAUCCUUGAAAGGCAGAAGGUGCGUUCUAUGUGGGUAAUCCCCUGUUGUCGCUGAUCUGUGUGCAUGUGUUUGUAGACCCCCUAUAAACUUGUUUCAUCUUUGUUCCUGAGAGAUUGUGUCUUUUUUCACUGUUCCUCCGCUUUGUCCCAUCUCAUCUUCCUGGAGUUCUUACUUUUUUAGAGCCAGAUCUUGUAAUCCUUACACAGUCCAUUGUUGGGGCCGUUUUUGAUAGCAUUGAUGGAAAUUAGAAUUUCAAAAUUAUAGCAACAAUUUUUGCUUUAAAAAAUAUUGGGAAAAAAUGGGAUGAAAUGUUUGUAAAAAUGCAUUUUCUUGUUUUUUGAUGAGAGAUGACUGAAAUAAUUUAAAAUUUGGAAAUUUCAAAAAUUAAGGGGGAAAAAUGUCUUUGUGGGUUCUUUUAACUAGCUGUAACUUCUGAUACUUUUACUCACAUUCAGUUACACCAAGAAUCAGUCAGUGGCUUCAACCAAUACUACUCAACGAGAGUAAAUGGGUCAGUCUGGCCCUUACUCAGUCAAAACUCCCCUUUGGAACAAUGGAAGUUUCUCCUGAGAAAGCACUGUGUGAAAACAGAACAAGCACUGUAUGAGUCAGCCCUUAGAGGGUAUGUUGGAAUAAUAUGUGAAGCCGUCCUGUGCACAACUCUGCCCUCUGCUGGCUGGAGUGUUCAUGAGUUCACAUCUGGUUGUGCCUGUAGCUUGUUGAGCAGAAGCCCAUGCUUUGGAACAAAAGCAUGUGAGGUGUAUGCCCAACGCUACAGUUUAGCUCAUGACCUAGGUGUUUCACGUGUGUUGUGGUCAUGGAGUCUGGCGGUUCUUGCACAGCUCAGUGAACUUAGCUCUGUGCUGCCUCUUUUUGUCCAUCUGGAUAAAUGAAGGUUUUUCCGUCCAUCAAGUUGAUUUCUUUAGUGCAUUAUGUGAAGACCACGUUUCCAUUCACCUGGCAACUCUUUCAGGGUGGGCUGAUGGUGCCCAAUGAACUGAAAGUAGAUGCCAGGAAGCAGAGUACAUAAAUUAUUUGACGCCUGAUUCUCCAUUGUCCUGUACCUUGUGUCAUCUUUGAUACCAGUGCUCAGUUAGUGUAAAUGAGAAUAAGGCCUCAGAAGUACAUAACUCUGACAACUGAGGGGGAUGUCCUCCUCAGCAGAGAGAAUAAAGCCAAGUGGGAUUGAGCAAAAUUAAAAUGAUUAAUGAUUAUCUUCACCUAACUGCUGAUUCUCUAAGCAAACACAGAGCCAAAACCAUCUCUUCCCCAUCGCCCGUUCUGAGUCUUGGGCCAUUUGAGCGCUGAUGGAAGCGAAAGACAAUCGGAGCAGUCUCUUCCAAUUUAAACCAGUCUGUGGGGAGCCAGAAGGCUUCAGUGUCCGUCUCUUGGAUUUCUAAUCCUCUGUAAGUGGGGGUACCAUGCUGUUUAAUUGCCUGGCAGUAGGGUAAAACAUUUAGUAGGAUGUUGGCUUAGGUCUUCACCAUGCCAGCUCUCUCUAACUGCACGUGCUGGGUGAGAGAUUGUAUUGCGCCCAAUGGCGUGUCUUGGAGACUAGACAUUCCUAGAUGAGACUUGUGCUUGGACUGUCUUGCCAUUUGACUUUUUAAUUUUGCUGUUACUUCUGAGGGGCCGCCGUGUUGUAGAUUUUGUGAAGGACACACACAAAAUCCCAUUCCAGCUACUGAGCCUGUAAAGCUUUUAUGACAUCUCUCCACACAGAGUGGGGUUUCUAGCCUAUUCCUCUAGGGUGUCUUGAAAUGAGAAAUGUAGUAAAUUGUCAAGGAACUGAGUCUGCAAAAGAUCUUCUAAAUAAUGUCCUGUAGGAAUGGCCAUGACCUUUUGGUUUGCCUGGAAAACACGAUGGUUCGUAAACUGCAUGAAUAAAAGGAAAGAACACGUCCAUCCCUAUUCAGCGAUCUGGAUUGUGUCGCAGCUUUUGUACUGUUGUGAAAUUAAAAGGUUAGACCUAUUGAACAGCAAAUAUGGUUGGCCCGAAAGAACAUCCUGUUUCCAAAACAGCAAAUCCUGCCAUCUUUAUAAAAGUUCACUGGCCCAUCAUCAUGCCAUGCAAACCAUUUUCUGAUAUCCCUCAACAUCAGAACUAGAGAUUUGGCUAGCGGGCUAGAGAGUUUUGGCUAAUGUAGCUCAUCUGCACCAAUUCAUAAAAUCCUGGUGAAAGACACACAAGCCUGGCUUUGACUUGGGCUUCAGUGACAAGAGAAAAGUAGCUUAGGGUUGCCUUAUCUUUUCCCUUAAUGGACGUUUGCCUAAGAGAGCAAGUUGUGAGAGGCAAGUCCGGUCUUUAUGUCCCAGUUGAUCCUUGGUGUCUCCACUGGAAAUGCCAAAAAGGCUAGUUUGGAUGGAGACACUUGUCCAUUAAGAAUUUGAUGAAGACCCACCCAACUCUACUUCACAGAAGCAACUUCUGGGCUCAAAGCAACUCAUAGAAUUUCUGUCUCAAUUUGAUUAGAAACAACAACCUCGAGACAAAAGUCUGAGUCACAGACAUUGGUAAUGGGUUGCAAUUGACCCCUCCCCCGCCAAAUUAAUUAACUUUACAACUAUCUUUUAAAAGCCAGUGAUAUCAAAGGGGUCUCCUGAUCAGGUGGCCUUGUUUAGAAAAUACUGCUAAAUAUCUUCACUAACUAACGAAAACCCUUCUCUGGCUAGAGGGCUAGAGGUUCAUCUGGCUGAGAAUUUGAGAGGUUAGUUUUUCAUGCAGUAAUAUUUGUUUAUCUGGACUCAGAUUCAUGCUUUGGCCAGCAGCCCGUUCUCCAGCUUUAAUACAAAGCCAAUUCAGAGUAUCUGAAAGGAGACAUAAUGGGCUUAAUUCAGCACGGCAGUAUUCCAGUUUCCCAAUGAGCUCUGUGGCGUUACAUCAGUGAAAAACUGAAGCAGUGCAGUGCCAAAUUGGUCUCUCAUUUUUGGAAGGGUGGAUUUAUUAGGCAAAUACUGUUCUCAGGAACAGAUAGUAAUUAAACCCUUAUUUUAACUGAGCCAGGCUGAUAAGUAAUUAUGUAUUUAUUUCACCCGGUUAUUUUCAGUGUCAUUAUUAUUGUGAUUGCUGCAUGAUGCCUGGCUUUCUCGAGCAGAAGGGAGUUCUCAACAGUGGAUGGAAUAGAAGUAAUAAAUUGAGACAAGUGGCCAUUCAUAAUUGGUCGCCAGGGCCAGACAGAAAAAGGGCCUGACUCUGAUCUCCCAGCCACUGCUGUACGCCAGGAGUAACUCCACUGAAGUCAUUGAAUUACACCAGUAAAAUACCAUGUAAAAGAGAUCAGAGUCAAGCCUUCUGCCGGAGGCUCAUAGGGAAUUCUGUUUCAUGCUGCUAAUCCAAUGCCUCUAUUCUUACCUAUGAAAAUUCUCUGCAAAUAACUAGGGAUUGGCCUAGCCGCUUUAAGAUUUCUAGUUACUACAGCUCUAGGUGGGACCCCUUGCUCUACGAUAACUGGAUCAGCUGAUGUUUGGGGUGGGGUUUUUUUUUAAGAAGAAGAAACAGUGCUGGCCUCUGUAGGUUAAGCUCUUCCAUUUGUAUUGGAGCCAAAGCCAGUGCUUCUAAGCACAUAGCAGAACAAAUUUAGCCCCAAUUAACCAUGCAAUCCUGUUUAAUGAGGUUGCAUGAGGUUAGACAUCAGCUCCCAAUCGGGCUCUAGCUUGGGGAAACACGAGCAAGUGAAAAAUGCUGCAACGAAUAAAGUUUAAAUAAGAGUCCGCUUCAGUGAAAAGCAUCAGAAUGUAAUUCUGGCAC
Molecule: messenger RNA, 10167 nt
Organism: Mauremys reevesii (Reeves's turtle)
Lineage: Eukaryota; Metazoa; Chordata; Testudines; Geoemydidae
Gene: PTH1R
Product: parathyroid hormone 1 receptor
Exons: 13
Coding region: 527-2134 (535 amino acids)
Biological process (GO): intracellular calcium ion homeostasis; cell surface receptor signaling pathway; adenylate cyclase-activating G protein-coupled receptor signaling pathway
Cellular component (GO): plasma membrane
Molecular function (GO): peptide hormone binding; G protein-coupled peptide receptor activity; parathyroid hormone receptor activity
Source: RefSeq, a predicted model, not a curated record